This is a messenger RNA of Ctenopharyngodon idella (grass carp), 5817 nucleotides long. RefSeq names its product NACHT, LRR and PYD domains-containing protein 12-like. The transcript is spliced from 11 exons. Lineage: Eukaryota; Metazoa; Chordata; Actinopteri; Cypriniformes; Xenocyprididae. Gene Ontology annotation, molecular function: protein binding. The record is from RefSeq and is a predicted model, not a curated record. Bases 216 to 3434 code for a protein of 1072 amino acids.
AGCCGCCUACUAUCGGCUGAACUUCAGGCGAGGCGCAUCUCAAACAAGCUUACUGUGACGCAGACUGACACGAGAAAGUGCAUUCGUGUUCAUAGCUCUCAAAAGAGAAUUUAAAUAAUCUAAAAAUAGAUAAUUUUGUGAAAAAUAUCCUCAGAAAUCAUGCUUUAAGGCUAAUCGAAGCGAAGAGAGAUCGAGACGAACUGGAAAAGUUUGACAUGCACAUGAAAGAACACUUCUGGAAAAUCAAAAGAAAACUUUUCUUUCAUUUACUUUUUCCUUGUCAAUUCGAGGGUGACACAUCAAUCUCACCGGAGCCCAGCUGUGUGUUCAUGAAGAGUGACGUGUCUGUGGGAGAGUCAAUAAACUUUGUGGGAAAACACACAUCAGCUAAUCUGAGUGAACAAUCUAUGGACACUCAAGGAGCAUUUUGGGGAAGACACACAUCAUCUAAUCUGAGUUGUGAUUCUCAACUGGUCCAAAGCACAUUUAAAUCAAAUCUGCUGAAGAAGUUUCAGUGUCUGUUUGAAGGAACAGCAAAGCAGGGAAACCCAACACUCCUGAAUGAGAUCUACACAGAGCUCUACAUCACAGAGAGUGAAAGUGGAGAGAUCAAUAAUGAGCAUGAGGUAAGACAGAUUGAGACACAAUCCAGGAGAGCAGCAACAGAAGACACACCAACCAAAUGCAAUGACAUCUUUAGACCUUUACCUGGACAAGACAAACCCAUCAGAACUGUGCUGACAAAGGGAGUUGCUGGCAUUGGAAAAACAGUCUCUGUGCAGAAGUUCAUUGUGGACUGGGCUGAAGGGAAAGAGAAUCAGGACAUCCAGCUCAUAUUUCCACUUCCUUUCAGAGAGCUCAACUUGAUGAAGGACAAAACACUCAGUCUUUCAGAUCUUCUUCAUGUCUUUUUCCCUGAAACAAAAGAAAUGGAAAUAUCCAGUGAAGAGUAUAAAGUGUUGUUCAUCUUUGAUGGUCUGGAUGAGUGUCGUCUGUCUCUGAACUUUAAGAGCAAAGUGAAAAUGUGUAAUAUAUCUGAAUCAGCCUCAGUGGAUGUGCUGCUGAUGAGCCUCAUUGAGGGGAAUCUGCUUCCCUCUGCUCUCAUCUGGAUCACCUCCAGACCAGCAGCAGCUGAUCUCAUCCCCUCAUCCCCUGAGUGUGUCCAUCGAGUGAUAGAGGUACGAGGCUUCAAUGAGCCACAGCAAGAAAAAUACUUCAGGAAAAGAAUCAGUGAUCAGAGUCUGGCCAAUACAAUCAUCACACACUUGAAGUCAUCAAGGAGCCUCCACAUCAUGUGCCACAUCCCAGUGUUCUGCUGGAUCUCAGCCACUUUUCUAGAGAAGAUGUUGAGUGAAGCAGAAAGUGGAGAGAUUCCCAAGACACUCACUCAAAUGUACACACACUUCCUGCUCAUUCAGACAAACAUCAAACAUGAGAUGGACUAUGAGAAGAAAGUGAAAGAUGAAGACAUGAUUCUCAAACUGGGGAAACUGGCUUUCCAGCAGCUUGUGAAAGGCAACCUGAUCUUCUAUGAGGAAGACCUGAGAGAGUGUGGCAUUGAUGUGACAGAAGCAUCAGUGUACUCAGGAUUGUGCUCUCAGAUCUUCAGAGAGGAGUUUGGCUUGUAUCAGGCGAAAGUCUUCUGCUUUGUUCAUCUGAGCAUCCAGGAACAUCUAGCAGCUCUAUAUGCUCACCGCUCCUUUACAAACAACUGCAAAACACUUAAUCCAUUAUCUGAGCUGCAUCAGAGAGCCCUAAAAAAGGCCUUAAAGAGUAAGAAUGGACAUCUGGACCUUUUCCUACAUUUCCUUCUGGGUCUCUCAUUGGAGUCCAAUCAGACUCUCUUACGAGAACUACUGACACAGACAGGAAGCUGCUCCUACAACAAAAAGGAAACAGUUGAGUACAUCAAACAGAAGAUCAGCGAGAAUCGCUCUCCAGAGAGAUCCAUCAAUCUGUUCCACUGUCUGAAUGAACUAGGUGAUGAUUCACUGAUGCAGGAGAUCCAAGAUUAUCUUAAAUCUGGAGAGAUAGGAGGAACCAAUCUCUCCUCUUUACAGUGGUCAGCUCUGGUUUAUGUGUUGCUGACAUCAGAGCAGAAGAUGGAUGUUUUUGAUCUAAAACAGUUUAUUGGAGCACAAAAUACAGCAAAUGAAGUUCUUCAGAAGCUGCUGCCUGUGGUUAAGGAAUCCAGAUCAGUUCAGUUGGAGAAUUGUGGUGUCACAAAAAAAGGUUGUGCUGCUUUGGCUUCAGCUCUGAGAUCAAACCCCUCACACCUGAGAGAACUGGAUCUGUCAUGGAAUAAACUAAGAGACUCAGGAGUGAAUCUGCUCUCUGAUGGACUGAAGGAUCCUCACUGUAGAUUGGAGAAACUGAAGUUGAGGUAUUGUGGCGUUACAGUUGAAGGUAUUGCUGCUCUGUCUUCAGCUCUGAGAUCAAACCCCUCACAUCUGAAAAAACUGAAUCUGACUGAAAACGAAAUGGGAGAUUUUGGAGUCAAGCAGCUUUCUGAUCUACUACAGCAUCCUCACUGUAAAUGGGAGAUACUGAGGUUGAUGAAUUGUGGUAUUACAGAUGAAGGUUGUACUGCUCUGGCUUCAGCUCUGAGAUCAAACCCCUCACACCUGAGAGAACUGGAUCUGUCAUUGAACAACCUAAGAGACCCAGGAUUGAAUCUGCUCUAUGAUAGACUCAAGGAUCCUGACUGUAAAAUAGAAACGCUGGGGUUGGGAUAUUGUGGUGUUACAGAUGAAGGUUGUGCUGCUCUGGCUUCAGCUCUGAGAUCAAACCCCUCACACCUGAGAAAACUGGAUCUAAGUGGAAAUAAACCAGGAGCAUCAGGAGUGAAUCUGCUCUCUGAUGGACUGACAGAUCCUCACUGUAAACUGGAGAAGCUGUGGUUGAGUAAUUGUGGUGUCAAAGAUGAAGGUUGUACUGCUCUUGCUUCAGUUCUGAGAUCAAACCCCUCACACCUGAGAGAACUGAAUCUGACUGCAAAUAAUCUAAAAGACUCAGGAGUGAAAAUACUGUCUAAAGGACUGAAGGAUCCUCACUGUAAACUGGAGAUACUAUGGUUGAGGCUUUGUGGUGUUACAGGUGAAGGUUGUCCUGCUCUGGUUUCAGCUCUGAGAUCAAACCCCUCACAUCUGACAGAACUGGAUCUGUCAUGGAAUAACCUAAGAGAUUCAGGGGUGAAGCUGUUCUCUAAAGGACUGAAGAAUCCUCACUGUAAACUGGAGAAACUGUGGUUGAGUGGUUGUGGUGUCACAGAUGAAGGUUGUGCUGCUCUGGCUUCAGCUCUGAGAUCAAACCCCUCACACCUAAGAGAACUGGAUCUGGCAAUGAAUCCACUAGGAGAUUCAGGAGUGAAGCUGCUCUCUGACAGACUGAAGGAUGAUCCACAUUGUAAACUGGAGUUAGUACUCCAGCAUUAGUAGUGAUGAUUAAAAAAUUUCAUAUUUUAACUUAAUUUAGUUUUUUCUUUUUAGGUUACUUUCCUGGUAAUGGUUUCUUACACACUAUAAACAUGUUUAAAGGUGCCCAGAUUGUAAAUUUGAAUUUACCUUGGCAUAGUUGAAUAAUUAGAGUUCUGUACAUGGAAAUGACAUAAAGUGAGUCUACAACACCAUUGUUUCCUCCUUCUUAUGUAAAUAUCGUUCGUGCAAAAGACCACUGAAAAACAGGUGAAUCUCAACAUAACACUUGUAAGCAUUAAAUAAGCCAGUAGUAAUGUUGUGGAGCUGCACAGCCGAAUCAUCAGAAGUUAUGCAGGUAUUGUGAAGCAAGCAAGGACAAUAGCGAAAAUGGCAGAUAGAUCGAUAAUAACUGUUCAUGAUACAUGAUAUCAUGAAAUAUUUAGUGAUAUUUGUAAAUUGUCUUUCUAAAUGUUUCGUUAGCAUUUUGCUAAUGUACUGUUAAAUGUGGUUAGAGUUACCAUGUUGUUAUUUUCACUUUUAAACACUUGUAGUCUGUAUAAUUCAUAAACGCAUCUUCAUUCUUUAUAAAUCUCUCCAACAGUGUAGCUUUAGCCCUGGUAGCCACGCAGCACUCUCAAAAAUCAUUCAGAAUCAAAUGUAAACAUCCACCAAAUACAUGCCAUACUUACAUGAUCUGAUAUGCUGUAUCACAAACACUUUGUAAAGAUCCAUUUUGAGAGUUAUAUUAGCUGUGCGAAAUUAUUCUAUUGUUUAUGCAAUGUUUAAUGGGAGUCGCGAGCUUGGGGGUGGGGAGCACGAGCAUUUAAAGGUGUAUACAAACUGAAUCGGCGCAUUUUUAAUCACAUCCCAAAACAGGCAGUUAAAACAUGGUAUAAUAAAAAAUCUAUGGGGUAUUUUGAGCUGAAACUUCAGACACAUUCUGGGGACACCUUAGACUUGUUACAUCUUGUGAAAUAGUGUUGUAGGGCACCUUUAAUAAGAGUUUGAUUCAUUUAUUUUUUUUAUAAUAGUUCAUGUAAAAAUAUAGGACCUUUAAGUUUUGACUUCUACCAUCGGGGGCUAGUAUCAACAAGCAGUCCAGUAAUUCCUCUUUCAAAAAAGCAGUUUAUUGUCUUCUUUCCUUCGUAAAGCAUACACACAGGGGGGUGCCACUAUUGCAAUUCGAUAGAAAUAAGCACAUUGAAUUAUACAUAAAAUACAAAAGUAAAUAAUACAAAUAAAUGAAUAUUUACCAUAAUUAUAAUAUAAAUAACUUCAUUCAGGGCAAAAUACAAAUUCAAAAUACAAAUGAAAAAAUAAAGUGGACAUAACAGUUUAUAAUAACAAUUAAGUAUCUUCAAGUUUCGCUUUAUUUCAAAACAAUACAAUAUUUUGCAAUAUCAUUGUCUUUUUAUCUCUAAAUUAUGUAUGUUUGAGAAAAAGUCAAUUGCAAUAGAAGAUAAUGGUAAAUAUUUAUAAAUAAUUAAUUUCUUUGUCAUAAAUAAAACUGACCAAAUGUCAUAGAAAGAGGACAGUAAUACAGGAUUAUAGAUAAGAGUCAAGGGUCAUCAUUCAUGGUGAUUUGGAUACAAAAUCAAAAUCUGAAUGUUUAAAAACAGCUUUAAAAAUCAUGUAUCACAGUGUUAUAUUUUAACCUCUCACUUAAUAGUCUAAGUAGUUUCUUUUAGUUGUUUUAAAGUGGAUAAUGCAAUAACGUCACAAACAUUUGACUAUGUUUUUCUUACAGGUUUAGAUGUUAGUCUGAUCAUAGGCGUAAAUCGCGAGGUGUCGGAGUGCUGCCCCAUGCUAAGUAUUGUAAAUAAUAUUAUGAUAUAUACUUAAAAUAACUGUGUAAGUAGUAAAACAAUACAAAUGCAAACGGGCGUGUUAAGUUUAGAAACAUUUUGAGUCCCCCUCCCUUGCUUCACAGUGGUUUGGUCCACUGUGCACAUCACCAACACACACAAGUCUGGCAGGAGAGAACAAAGUUCUUUAGACAGUAGUUGUGGAAAUCCAGUAAGUAGGUUGUCAAGGCUAUUUUAUUCAUUUUAAACAUCAGAUGAAGUGAUUAUUUUCUCUUUAACACAGAUGAUGCUGAGUAAUUAGUCAUGACAAAAAAAAAUGAUGAUAACUGAUGUAUUUUUUCCGUGAGUCCGCUAUGUUAGCGAUUAUAAUGUUACCUAGUUUGUUUGGUGGCUUGUUUAUCAUAGCUUGAUGGAUAGUAAGUCACCCACAACAACUUCAACUAACAUUGUGAUAAGCAUAUGUGUGAACUGUAAUUAGGCUAAUAGAUUUACUGUUGUGUGUUUGGUUUUGCUCAAUGUGUAUUCAUCGUAUUUUGGUGACUUGGUUGUAAAAAACGUAAAAAAUAUUGCAAUAAAUAAGUGGUUUUAAGCAAGAA